CCAAUAUCAGUCGUUGUAGGUGGCAGCACAGCGUCACGUGAAUUUUCAUGGCGUUGAAGGGCUAGUCCCGAAUUGUCUUGUGAUUUCACCAAAUUAUUUGCUGUUUCGAAUAUUUAGUGUUAAACAGCAUUAAUUUAUAAGUUCCAGUGGUGAAAAUGUCUGAAUACUGGGUAAUUAGUGCCCCUGGGGACAAGACCUGCCAGCAGACCUGGGACACCCUGAACAAUGCCACAAAGUCGGGCAGCCUCAGUGUCAACUACAAAUUUCCAAUCCCUGAUUUGAAGGUGGGGACAUUGGAUCAGUUGGUCGGGCUGUCCGAUGACUUGGGUAAGCUUGACACCUUUGUCGAGAGUGUUACCAGAAAGGUCGCUCAGUACCUCGGUGAGGUACUUGAAGACCAACGCGAUAAGCUCCAUGAGAAUCUUAUGGCGAAUAACAGUGACCUACCAUCUUACAUUACCCGUUUCCAAUGGGACAUGGCCAAAUACCCCAUCAAGCAGAGCCUUCGUAACAUCGCCGAUAUCAUCAGCAAACAGGUUGGUCAGAUCGACGCGGACCUGAAAGUGAAAUCCGCCGCUUACAACGCACUCAAGGGCAACCUACAGAACUUGGAGAAGAAACAAACCGGCAGUUUGUUGACCCGCAACCUGGCGGACCUCGUGAAGAAGGAGCACUUCAUCCUCGACAGCGAGUACCUCACCACACUACUGGUCAUCGUGCCCAAGUCUCUGUUCAUCGACUGGAACGUGCACUACGAGAAGAUCACCGACAUGAUAGUGCCGCGCUCAUCGCAGCUCAUCUCCCAGGACAACGACUUCGGACUCUUCACUGUCACGCUCUUCAAGAAGGUUGUGGAAGAGUUCAAGCUGCACGCCCGCGAGCGCAAGUUCGUGGUCCGCGACUUCCACUACAACGAGCAGGACCUCGCCGCCGGCAAGAACGAGAUCACCAAGCUCGUCACCGACAAGAAGAAGCAGUUCGGUCCAUUGGUGAGAUGGUUGAAAGUGAACUUCUCCGAGUGCUUCUGCGCCUGGAUUCACGUCAAGGCUCUGCGUGUCUUCGUCGAAUCUGUUCUGAGAUACGGGCUGCCGGUGAACUUCCAGGCGGUGGUGCUGGUGCCGUCGCGCAAGAGCAUGAAGAAGCUGCGCGACGUGCUGCAGGCGCUGUACGCGCACCUCGACCACUCCGCCCACAACGCGCACGCCACCAGCGCCGCCGACAACGCUGAGCUGGCCGGCCUCGGGUUCGGUUCGUCCGACUACUACCCGUACGUGUUCUACAAAGUGAACAUCGACAUGAUCGAGAAGGCUUAGUCCGCGCGGCGCCGACGCAGCACGUUAUAUUAGGUAAUGUUACCAGGUUGUUUAUCCUGCGUGUUCGACCAUCCAUAUUGGUCACAAUAGCAUGAAGUUUCAUCGUACAAUUUAUUUUACUUUAUAGAACAUAUCUAACCCCAGUUAUAUCGGCCCUUGAAAAAAAAUGCAUAUUUUUCUAUAUGUACAGUUUUUUGAAAUCAUUUUUUUUUUGUGAAUGAAAUCAUAAUUUUUCUUUAUACAAUGCAGGUUGUUGGUAUAGAUGUGUGUAAUUUAUAUAAUAUGUUAUUUAUGAGUAAGAUGCCAUUUUAAAUUGAGAUAAAAAAAAAACUAUAAAUUGUUGCAAUAAUCAGUAUAAAGCUUGGCUUGACAUCGUUGGACGUUAUGCGUUGUUAAUUUAAGUUCAGUAUUACGUCAGUUGCGUAGGUUAACGCAUACAAUGUAUAUUUAACGUAAAUAACAACAUGCAAAGCUAUGUAAAUAAGAACAUUCCUCAUACAUGUGUGUAGUACAUAAUAAAAUAUUAUUCAAGUUACUGUU
Molecule: messenger RNA, 1853 nt
Organism: Trichoplusia ni (cabbage looper)
Lineage: Eukaryota; Metazoa; Arthropoda; Insecta; Lepidoptera; Noctuidae
Gene: Vha44
Product: V-type proton ATPase subunit C
Exons: 13
Coding region: 156-1313 (385 amino acids)
Biological process (GO): proton transmembrane transport
Cellular component (GO): vacuolar proton-transporting V-type ATPase, V1 domain; lysosomal membrane
Molecular function (GO): proton-transporting ATPase activity, rotational mechanism
Source: RefSeq, a predicted model, not a curated record